AAGACACGAGCCGUGGACUGUAUCAGCUGAGCAGAGCAGUUUAUUAAAUGGAAAGCUUUCUCGAGCUGUUGCUCAUACUGGGGAGUAAAGAGGCGGAUGCCAGCAGCGGUUCCCGGGAGGAUGGGCAGGUGCGCCUGUGAGCCAACGUGAGAGCAGCUCGGGCUCCCCGGAGGAAGAAGCGCGUCGCGCAUGCAUGGGAACUGUAUCACUGGAGCUUAAAUCCGCAUUUUGACACAUUGAGGGGCAGACUCGGGGGUCCACGGAGACAUGUCAAGAGACAGCAUGACAUCUCCACGAGGAGCCCACUCACCCAAAGCGAGUCCCGCAUCUCCUAAGGAGAAUGGACACCCUGCGUCGGGCGGCGCUCAGCCCAACUGCGCCAACUUUGAACAGCCGUCAGUGGAGAGCGCAGCCGGCUCCCCGCCGUCCUCCGCCGGCCAGCUCGCCCACACUUGGAUCCACUUCAUCAAAACAUUCGUACUUAUUUUCCCUAUUUACGCCCUAGGGUACUUUGAACUGAGCUUCAGCUGGCUGCUGAUUGGACUGGUCAUCUUUUUCUGGUGGAGGAGGAACACGGGAGGGAAGAACAGUCGGCUGAGCAGAGCUUUGGCUUUCUUUGAUCAAGAGGAGAGAAGUGCAAAGCAGGGUCUUACAACCUCUGAUUUACCACCAUGGGUCCAUUUCCCAGACGUAGAGCGGGUAGAGUGGUUGAACAAGACGGUGAAACAGAUGUGGCCAUACAUCUGCCAGUUUGUGGAAAAACUGUUCCACGAGACAAUCGAGCCGGCAGUGAAGGAAUCGCACGCCCACCUCAGCACCUUCUCCUUCACCAAGAUCGAUAUCGGAGAUAAACCUUUAAGGAUCAAUGGGGUCAAGGUGUACACUGAAAAUGUGGACAGGCGACAGAUCAUUAUGGACCUCCAGAUCAGCUUUGUUGGCAACACUGAGAUCGAUGUGGACAUCAAACGCUACUACUGCAAAGCAGGGAUCAAGAGCAUUCAGAUCCACGGCGUGUUGAGAGUGGUGAUGGAGCCGUUGUUAGGGGACAUGCCUCUUGUUGGAGCUCUGUCCCUGUUUUUCCUCAAGAAGCCACUUCUGGACAUAAGCUGGAGUGGCCUCACCAAUAUACUGGACAUUCCUGGGCUCAAUGGUUUCUCUGACAGCCUGAUUCAAGAUAUAAUCUACAGUUAUUUGGUUUUACCCAACCGCAUCACUAUCCCCCUGGUCGGAGACAUGGAACUGGCCAAGCUACGCUUUCCAAUGCCAAAGGGAGUGCUAAGGAUUCACUUCCUCGAGGCUCAAGACCUGGAAGGCAAGGAUACGUUCCUGGGAGGGCUGAUCGUGGGAAAAUCUGACCCUUAUGGGAUCCUGCAGAUCGGCAACCAGCUGUUCCACAGCAAGACUAUUAGGCAGACGCUCCAUCCCAAGUGGAACGAAGUGUAUGAGGCUCUGGUGUACGAGCACUCGGGCCAGCAUCUUGAAAUCGAGUUGUUUGAUGAGGAUCCUGAUAAAGACGAUUUCCUGGGAAGCCUCAUGAUUGAUUUGGCUGAGGUGUACAAAGAGCAGAAGGUUGAUGAGUGGUUUGAGCUGGAGGAAGCCCCUACGGGGAAACUCCACCUGAAGCUGGAGUGGCUGUCUCUGUUCUCGUCUCCGGAGAAGCUGGAUCAGGUGCUGCGAAGCGUGCGUGCAGACAGAAGCCUGGCCAAUGAUGGACUGUCGUCGGUUCUGCUGGUGGUGUACCUGGACUCGGCUAAGAACCUGCCCAGCAUCUUCACAGGUAGCUUAGGCCUCGGAAACUUAAGUGAAAGAAGAGCAUCUGGCCUAGUCUUUUGUGACAGCGAUGCAUCUGAAAAUAGAAGCAGAUUUUCGGCCAAGAAGAGCAGCAGCGAGCCAAGCCCCUAUGUCCAAUUCACCGUUGGACAUAAAACACUUGAGAGUAAGAUCCGCUACAAGACGAAGGAGCCUCUGUGGGAGGACUGUUUCUCAUUUCUCGUUCACAAUCCCAGGAGGCAGGAGCUGGAGGUGGAGAUAAAAGAUGACAAGCAGAAAUGCACACUGGGUAACUUGACGGUGCCUUUGAAUACCCUGCUGUUGGAGGACGACAUGACGUUGACUCAGUGCUUUCCCCUCAAGAACUCCGGGCCCAGCUCCACCAUCAAACUAAAGAUGGCCCUGCGGAUCUUGUCCCUGGAGAAGCAGGUAUCCUCAGACCUGCCCUCAUCAGUCCGGGUCAGGAAGUCAAGCGUUCCCACGCCAACCACAGCCCCAUCAGUCAGACUUUCAGCAUCAGACUCCCCACUCUGUCCACCCACCCCUCAGCAUCCAACACGAGCCUCCACGUUCACCCUCCUGCACCAGGAUGGGGAGCCGUACUCAGCCAGCCCUCUCCGCAGCGCCUCCAACUUGAGCAUCUGCAUCUCUGACUCCCAGAAACACCUGCCUCACAAGGAAUCCACCUCCAGCCUGGCCUCGGAUAUCUCCCUACCAACGGCCACCCUGGAGCUUCAGCAGAGAGUUCGCCAGCUGCAGAAUGGCUCGGCCCCGAGCCAGUACCCCCUGGGGGAGGUCCAGCUCACUGUGAGGCACAGCUCUCAGAGGAACAAGCUUAUUGUGGUGGUGCAUGCCUGUCGUAACUUGAUAGCCUUUACCAAAGAUGCUUCAGAUCCCUUCGUACGCUUAUAUCUGCUGCCGGACAAGAGCCGGACGGGGAGGAGGAAGACUAAUACGAUGAAGAAGACUCUCAAACCUGUCUUUGAUCAAACGUUUGAAUUUAGUGUGUCGAUGGUGGAGCUCCACAGGAGAACUCUGGACGUAGCUGUGAAGAACGGAGGGGGCAUGCUGUCCAAACACAAAGGCCUUUUAGGAAAGGCGCUGGUAGAUUUAAGUGGGGAUGAUAUAUCAAAAGGAUACACACAAUGGUAUUGCCUAACUGAAGAUGGUUUCUUAUCUCAAGGCAGAAAAAGCAGUCAAGAUUCCCUCAUCACAUAGUGAAACCACUGGUCUGCUGUAAAAUAUUUCUCUUGUUAUUCUGCGGGCACAUCAUAUUGUUGUAUUUAUAUGUUUUUCGUAGUUCGAUUUAAUAAUUUCAGCAUGGAAGGAGUUUUUAAAAUGUUUCCUCUUGUUAGUUUAAGGUAUCUGCCCAUAUUAUAAUGUGUUUGAAACACACUACCGGCCUUGUCUCUGUUCUCAGUGUUUUAUGUAAAUAUUAAAAGAUUGUUAUAGCGAUAUGAUUACAAGAAUGCAGGGGUUUUCAUGACAAUAUGUUUAUUUAAAGGAAUUUUCAUUGAAUUGAUUGAAACUUUUAUUUAUUUAUUACCAGUUUGGAAAAAUGUGACUAAUUCUAUUUUUUUUUUUUGUUGUUGUUUGAGAAACUCAUGCCAAAGGAACAAAUGCAAUCACAAAAGUAGGUUUAAGUAGCAGUACUUGGUUGUUGUUCUUUUUUGCCUUUUUUUUCAUGCUUCAGUAUUUGACUGCUGACUUCGUAUUGUUCUUUAUGCUUGAUUGAAAACAUUGAAUGCACAUGUAAAAAUGAUGAAACGUCUGCUCUGUGCAUUUCUGCGGUUUGUGCAAUAUUUGUGGUUCUGAAUAUCAUCUCAGAUAUGAAAGAAUGGGCAUUUUAGGGCUAUGAACAAAUGCUGUACAUUACAAACACGAAAGGGUACUUGAAUAAGGGUUUGAGUGUUUAUAUAUAGACAAAUGUAAGAUGAUCAAACAGAAAAAUUAUAAACUGAUGAUUUUAUUUUAUGAGCAAGCUGCAAGAAUCUUCUAAGAUUAUGCAUCUAUGUCUAUGUAUUACGUUUUGCCAUGCAAUUAGAACUGUUUGUUAGAACUUCUAAAUAAGUUUCUUAUUAUCUAUCCUGUGCCUUAAAACCCACAAUGUAAUUUUUUUGCCUUGUUAAUGUUAUUAUUUGAAUGAUAUAAUGCCUUGUGACUUUUGAAUAAAUGGUUUCUCUUGUGAAA
Messenger RNA from Cololabis saira (Pacific saury), 3960 nucleotides. RefSeq names its product extended synaptotagmin-like protein 2b (gene esyt2b). The coding region runs from base 268 to 2988 and encodes 906 amino acids. Gene Ontology annotation, biological process: lipid transport. The record is from RefSeq and is a predicted model, not a curated record. The transcript is spliced from 23 exons. Gene Ontology annotation, molecular function: lipid binding. NCBI's taxonomy places the organism in Eukaryota, Metazoa, Chordata, Actinopteri, Beloniformes, Belonidae.